AUGACGAUUGUCAGCUGAAUUUUCGUUUUUUUCGCAGUUUCAGGAUGUCUUCCUUGAAAUAGUUUUUUUUCAGAUUCUCAAUCUACCGGGGGUAUUUUCUCCUUUUCUGACGUGGACGCCUUAUCAUAUAAUACCGUCCAGCAGAAAAAAAAGCCAAGAAAACGGGCGAUAAUUACUGUUUGUAACCCCAGUCGACUGGGAAUCGAUUGAUGAACUGAUUUAUCAUAUUGGGUUGGUCUUUUUUGUAUUGGAAUUGUGUUGGAAGUUUUUGAGAAUUUGCUGAAAAAAAGUUUUUUGAUACGUAUUUUGAAGAUUGUUAUCACAACUGUAAACGUUUUAUGAUGUUUAAUUUGAUUAUUUGAUCGACACGCUAGAAAAAAAAUUUUUUUUCCUUGGUAUUAAUAAUUUUUGCUGUGAUAGUUGGGAUUGCCAAUUUCAAACCUGAAAAGUUUGGGACAACCAUUUUCAACUGCUUUUUUGCACGGUCGGUUUUUUAGGUACCUAGAAAACUUUAUUUGAUGAACUUUCUAGCAAAUCCUCAAAGCUGUUUUGUUUGCUCAGAAAUUGCGAGAGUAAUUCUUCUCAAAACUAACAAUUUCCACACCAAAAAUGACCUUUUCUUGCAAUUUUUUCUUGUCGUUUUGUGCUGAGAGAACAGGUGUUUUGCGGCUGUGCGCGGGUUUCUUUCAUUCUCAUCGUUUCGUUUCAAAAAAGGCCGUCUUUUCUUUUUUGUUUUUCGCCGCAUCUGUUCUCAUCGUACGAUAGAUUGCAUCUGUGGUACUUUUCGUCUAUUUUGCGUUGAAAACUUUGGAAAUUAGAUAGUUUGUUUGUUUCAUAAGCUCAAUCCUUCAUAAAAUUCUGUUUUUGAACAGUUUUUCUCACCUCGUUAGAGCUUCAUCCAGCUUAAAAUUAAACCCAUUAAAGGCUAAUUUUUAUCAAUAUUAUGUAUUACAGAGCUAGUACCACCUGUGCGGCUGCUCCUUGAAACUCGAGAAAAUACUGGUCCAGCCCAACGAGAAGCGGUUUGAACUGGAAGAACCAAGAAACGGGGCGAAGAACGGCGUUGCCGCGGCCUACGGAAUGUCGACGAUGACCGACGAAAGAGUCGGCGACUUCCUCCAUCAUCAGGCCCUCGAGCAGAAGAUCUUCAACACUGGCCCGCAGGCUAGCAAGGCCUUGCCUGUUGUAAGUUUCGAGUUAUUUUCAAUCUUCAAGUUGUUUCGUUAUUUUGAACAAUUUUUGACUUCAACGAGGUGUUUUACAGUGUUGGGAUAAUCUUCCAUAAGUUGGAAAGGUUAGAAAUAGGAAAAAACUACGGAUAAGUUGCUUCAAGAAGAUUGGCUACAGAGUUUUUAGGAAGAUGGGAAGUAAUGUUGUAUAUUUUUAUGAAGUUUCCUUUUCCCGGUGUUUUUCUCGAAUCUUUAACGAUUAUGACGGUGUUAUCGAGGUAGAUUAAGUAGGUGAAAAAAAAAAAUGAAAAGUUGAAUGCUUUUUUUUCGAGUAAAAUAAUUUUCUGAUUAGUUUUCAGUGAAUUUAGCAUUAUUCUAAGUUCAGAUUGGAGUUCAUGAGCUUGAUUUUUAUGUAUUUAAAAAUUUUAUACUUUUUCCUGGCUAUGAAUUUCUUCGACGGCUUGUUCCCAAGUUCUCGAUAAAGUUGAAUAGUUUUUUUUUCAAGUUAUAGGUAAUUUCAAGGUUGGUUUUUAACAUUAAUUGUACGUUUCAGACUUAUAUACCCGGACUAAGUCAGUUUUCCUUGUCCAUUUUGAUCUUAAAUAUAAGUUUGGAUAACUUUAAAAACAGAGGUAAAUUCUUAGAAGAAUCCUCAAAAUUCAACAGUUAUUUUUUUUGAGGGUUUUUUGUAGAAUUCUUAGUUCCUUCCUUGAAAAAUCUUAUCACAUUGCGGACUUUUUUCGACCUUUUCCUUCAACAAGCCUUCGCCAGUCACUUCACACACACGAACGCGUCGUUUGUAUAAUAUUGCCCGUCGUCGGACGAAGAUCGUUUAGAGGAGAUAUACGGAUGAAGCCGAGGAGAGGAGGACAAAAAGAAAGAGAAGAAAGAGAAGAAAAUGAAGUGAAAUGGUGUGUUGUGUGUUGGUACUCGCUGGUGUGUGUCCGGCUGGUCGUUCGCAUUCCUUUUUUUCCAUCUCUUCGUCGGUCCUCUCCACUUUUCCAACAGUCUCUCCCCAGCGGUUUUUUCCCUUUGUGACGUCGUGAUCAACCGUAUCAUUUUAUUAUCAUUACUUCUUGAAAGUUGAAUUUGAGACUAUCAGCAGAGCUUCAGACUUUUUCGAGAUCGAAAAACGCACUUUGGGGUCCGUUUUUGAAUUUUUGAAUUUCGAAGUGUUUUGGGAAUCUUUCAGUAGGAGCAUUUUCGGUCUCCGCCCUGUUAGAAGAAAAGGAUUUUAAGGUUUUUUGGAUUUUUGGAGAUAAAGAUAAUUGUUGAAAAGCUUUUUAUGUGUUUUGAGGUCGAUUUCUGAGCUCUGAACUCUAAUAACUAAGUUUCUCUAAUUAUUUUUUUUAGGUUUUUGAACUUGACUUAGCUCGAGCAUGUUUUUGUGAAAAAAAAACCACUUUUCUCAAUUUUUCUAAUGUCUCUGUGAGUUAUCGAUCCCUUAUUUUCUGGUUUCUACACUCUGCUCAACGAUUGGAAAUCAAAUUUAGGAUGAAAAAGAAAAACUUGAAAUUUUUCUCAAAAUAGCGGAACAAGGAUUUCAUUUUUCAAGUUAUUUCCUCCGAAAACUUGAAAAAUUCGUCGAAAAGUAGUUUUUUUUUUCUCAAAUUCUUCGUGUGUUGGUGUAUUCAAGUCCAUCCGUUCGCAUCCUUUUUUAAAGACUCUCCUCCUCUGAUCUCAACUUUUGCAACGAUCUCUCUCCAGCGGCGUUUUCCCCUCUGACGUCCGCCGCCGCCGCUACUAAUGUCCAUUCCUCCGCCUCCCAUCACUCUGUAUGUUUGCUUGGGUUGGUCAUCACAAACCGCUCCGCAUACACUGUCAAAUAUCGAUCGAUUUUUGGUGGUUUUCUUGCCCCCUGCUUUGCUUAUCUUGGCCUCGACAGCACUUGUUGCUUGCCGAGCCAAGAGCAAUGUUGGGUGGACCUUGGGGAUGAAGGAAGUCUUGGGGAGAUUUGCAGUUUAUCAAUCGGUGAAAGAAGAUGGGUUAUAACCUUUGAAAGGGAAAAAGGCUUGAAGUCGAAGAAAAAAUGGUCUAUAAGAUUAUCAAGAUUUGGGUUAUGGAUCAAUGAGGAUUUUCCACAGAGUGACGUGAAUUCAUGAAAGAUCAUUACAAAACAUUCAAAAAACUAUUAAAAAUAACGUACGAACUAAUAAUAAUCUAAUGGAUUCUUCUAAAAUCAAAUAUUACUACUUAGAUCUUCGGAAAAUUGUCGAAAAAUCCCCAAAAAAACGCCCCCAAGAACAAAAACGGCUCAAAAACCUCCACAAGUUUGCUCCACGGAAAGAUUUUUUCAAAAUAACUAUUUCUGCUCAAAUUUGAAGAAAAGUCAUGUGAUCGUCAUCUUUUUUUCUCGAUUGGUGCUGAGCGAUUUCGGUUUCGAACUCUCAAUUGAUUGGAGAAGGGGGGAAGGGCGAAACGUUGUUGGCUUUGGACCUAUUUCCGCCUCGCCUCGGGAGAAAGAAGAAAGAAAAAAAAAAAAAGGGGUCUCUCCUCGUGUAAGCGAUUUGAGAAGGAGGAGAAAUUCCUCGUGCAUUUUUCUCUGGUUCUCUGCCCUUUUUCCACGAAUUUUUGUUUCCUAGCCGUUCUUUUCUUCUCCGGGUGAUGUUUUUCUGAGUUGACAUCGAUUUUUUGUGGACUUUUGGGCAAAAGCUGAGCCGGAUUUGAAGAUUGUGAUGAUUUUAUCAGUUGAGCGUCUUUGAGAAGGUUUAUGAGCCUUUUUUUUCUUUUCUGGACUUGUUUUGUUAGAUUUUUCGGGCGGAUUUUCAACGAAUCCUGUCCGGAGAGGCUUGCUAUAGGGGAUUUUAUGAAUUGUUUUUAAAAUAGUUAUAAGAUCUUCUAAAAUAUAAUUGAAAUAAGAUGGCUUUAUCAUUGGAGCGUACAUCAACACUGUUUUAAGCUUACCAUGGUGAUUUUUGAGCUCUUAUUAACGAAAUCUGGGAAUCGCUACUGGUUUUUGAAGUAAUUUUGUCAAUGGAAUUCUCAAAAUAAUGGAUUAAACGUUUUUUGUUGCAGUGAGUUGUAUAUGUUGAGCUCUUAGAUUUUUGACCACUUUUUUUUGUCAAUGGAGCUCUCUUUGUCUAAGUCUAAGCGUUUCCUAUCCGAGACGGAUUAUCCUGUUCAUCGUCACCUAAUUCGAACACUUCUAUCCUUCCUCUCUUCCAAAGGUCUCGUUUGAAACGGACGGAAUGAUUUGAAAAAGAGAAAUAAGGAAGAAAGAUCUGCCGUCAAGGAAGGAGAUAGGAAAAAGAAAGAAGGUGGUGGUCAUGACGAUUGGGAAUUGGGUUGUUGGAGGUGAAUUGGAUGGGUUGGACGGAACCUUUUUCCAUUCAAGGGUCUGUUAUUUUGAUCUCAAAGUUAAAAUUUAAAAAAAAAAAAAUGUUUUUUUUUAUUCACUCAAUGACGGAAGGUUAGUUAGUUUUACACGCCUUUAACGUUGUUUUUUAAUUUUUCGAAAAGCUAAAAAAUGCCAAUUUAAAUAUUUAUCCGUGGAGCACACAAGUGCGAGAAUUUCAAGCCGUCAGCCAUUUUUCCCUUAAAAAUCUGUACUUCACUCCCAAAACUUUUUCAUCAAUAUAUUUAUAAAUUCCAUUACGUUCAUUUAUUCAUGAGGCCCAAGCGAAGGCCAGGAAUAUAUUGAUUGGGAGGAUUUUCGUGUGUGUGGCGGGCCUCGCCGUCUCGAUUUAAUUGCAUUCUGUGUUUUUUUUUCUUUUUUUCUGAGCGAAGGGGGAAACGCUCUUUCUUUCCGUUUUUGGUGAGUGAUAGCCGUUUUGGAGAGGUGUUGUGGAAAGGUCAUUGCGCAAGAGGAUUUGCAUAUUUUGAGGGGAAUUGAGUUGAUAAGCGGGUUAGAGAUUGGAUUUUCUGUUUGGAACGGUUUCUGGUUGAUUUCAGUGAGGUUGUGUGGAAAAUUACGUUGAAAUUUAAGAAAUAUUGUAUUUUAUAGUUGAAGGCUUUUUUGGGGAGUUUAGUGUAAGAAAAACGAUUCGAUGGUUGUUAAAAAAAAUUAUUUUUUAAAAAGUCUUGGAAAAGAAAUUUCGAUCUUGAAUUGAAGAAUCGAUUUUUGCAUCAAAAGUAAUUUCUGAGCGAUCUCCUUUCUUUUUACGUCGUAUAGAAGCUAUUUCCGAUCGUUUCCAUCAGAUCGGAAUCUCAUUUUUUUUUCCUUUCUUACAACGUUGAAGAGCAAUGUGAGGAGUUUGACUCACCUUGGUACCAGGGAGGCGGUGGUGCUGUUUUUUUCCAAUUCACAUUGACAAAUCGUUGUGCGAGAACUAUUGAUUUUCUCAGAGAAUUGCGGAGAAAAUGUUGAAAAAUACCGGGUGUGAAUAUUGGGGGAACAUGUGAUUCAUCAUUUUUGAGAAAUAUUUUUUUUUAUUUCUUUAAAAUUGAAAUCACGACCCCAGGCUCCUGAGUAUGACUUGAAUGAUAUUCUACACACCUUUUUGAUAGUUUUUCCAAUUUUCGGAUUUUUCAGUUAUCUAGGAACUUGAAAAAUGAUCCUUAUAACGCUUGAUCUUAUAUCUCGUAGAUAUGAGUUUUUGAAGGAUAUUUAAACUCAAAACAGCCAAAUUUUUAAAAUUAUGAACUUCUCAGCUUCGCGUCCUUCUCUUUUUUUUUUUUUGAAAAACUGGAGAUUUCUACAUUUUUGUUUUUGGAUUUUGGAGCCUCCUGGUAUUAAAUUACACCUUUAUUCCCAUCAGAGUCCAAAAUUAUUUUGACCACAAAAAAAACCUUAUGAGAUCUUUCCCAAAAGUUUGAACUUUUCCAAGUUUUUACUGGGUACUCUGUACCCUUAAGCCUCUCCCUUGGACCCAAUCGAAAUCACCAUCAUCAAUCAAUAACGGGCAUGAACAGCACGAGUACACCGGAGCAAGAUAUUGUCGUCGGUCGGACCUUUUUAUCUCUGGUGUGUGUCGACACCAGAGAAAGAGAGGGAAACCCUCUCCAAUCCACCCGCUUUCUCUCAUCUCUCUUUUGGUUUUUGCGUACAGCUUGAGGCGUCAGAAAACUAAUGGGGGGACACGUGUACGGCAACUGUGUGAGUGUGUGUGUGAGAGUUGCUCUCUCUCUAUCUCUAGCCCCCCUUUUUUUUCUCGUCACGAGCACCAGCCAUUUUUUAUUCAUUUUCAGUUCCAUUUGCCUCUCUCUUUCUUUUCUUCUUACCCCCCUUUUUCUUAACGUUCGUCAGAAGUUUUUAGUAGGUUCCAGAUUGUUGAAAUUUUUCACAAUUUGUUCUGAGCGAUCUGGGUAGUUCUUGGCGUUGGUGGGGAGCUUCUGAAGCUCUUUUUGUUGUUUUUAGGUAGUCUUUUGGAGCAUUUCUGCAUACGUGACUUCUUCAGAAGAUUUUUAAACUUUUAGUUCAAUUUUUAGGAGAUUUUGAAAAUUUCUGUAGAGGCUUAUAGUUUUCAGUGGCUCUUUAAAGGCUUUUGGACGAUUUUUUUUUUUUUGAAGCUUUCCGGGUGUUUUCUCUAUUUUUUCACGUAUCCUUGAGCUUUUCUGCGUUUUUUCUCCUUAUUCUAUGGAGUUUUCUUCAAUAAACGUGGAGAUCUUUCAAUUUUAACUUUCACUGUGUCUUUGGAACUUUGAAGUAUUUUUGUUAGAAUUUUUAGGAAGAUUUUCAAAAGAAUCGAACAAAAAUUAUACUAAAAAUCAACGAAACAACAGAAAAUCGAUCACAUGAGUGAUGAUAUUUCCAUUUUUUUUUUGCUUGUCGUGGAGCCACGUUUUCUUUGCCAGUUUUCCAUCUGCAUCUCUGCCCUUUAUUGGUUUCUCUUCUCAUUCAGACCAAAAAUGAGAAAAAAAAGAGAACCUUGUCGGCCCCAUGCUCAUGUAGAUAUUGCGUUUAUCGACGGCGCCUCAUUGUUUAUUUAUAAAUUGAAGGAUUUUUUUUUUCUUUUGGUUCAGUCUGGUCUGGUUUCAGUUACGCAUUGAUUGUGCUUUUGAGAAAAAUGGCGGUUCUAAUUUAUUAUUGUAGCAAUGAAGUCGAGCUCUUAAUACUUCCGGUUUUGAAAGGAUUUAGAAAAAAAGUUGCCCCAAAAUUGGUUUCUUUAGUGCGAUUAUCCUCUUUUUGCAGAUACUUUCCUUUUUUCUCAAGAUUUUCGAGAUCGUUUAAAAAUCUCUGAAAAAAAGAGGAAGUGUGGGUGGAUAAGAUUUUCUUCCGAAAGAGUGGCUUUAAGUGGAAUCUCUGUCUCAUGACGAUUUUUUUUUGGGAGGGACAAUUUUAGGGCUCAGAAAUGCUUCAAAAGAUUCUAGAAUCGGUCAGUUCCAAGUUUCUGAAGAUUAAAAUUGGUAGUCCCAAGUUUCCCGCGCUAAAAAUGGCUGUCCCAAAGUCGAAAAAAGGGGUAGUUUGAAGUUAUAGAUUUUCCUUGUCGACAGUUCUUUUUCAUCAUUUUUUCUCAUUGGUCAUUUCUUAUUUUGAAACGUCUCGCCUAAAAAAAAAAAAAGAAAUCGAUUUUCUAACUCAUAUCGAUUUUUUUGCAGACGCAAAGCGUGAACGGUGGCCAGCCAACGAACGCUGGCGGCGACGGAGGAGGAGGCGGAGCUUCAGAAGGCGCGACGACGUCGCUCGUCACCUCCAACAUGAUGAACAACGUCGGCGGGCAGACGUCGUCGCCGUACGUCGCGACGGCGUCAACGUCGUCGAUGCUCGCGGCGCGACUACCCUCGCCCAACGACGAUCCAGCCGCCUGCUUCCAACCCGUCGGCGACGACAGCAUCGACGGACAGCUGCGAGUCUUCGCCCCGCAGCAAACCUCGCACAUCCCCCCGCCUCAGCGACUGCAGCCUCAGCAGCCGCCGCGACUCCUCCAGUCGCAGAACUACAUGCACAUGAACUCGCCGUCCCAUUACCAGGCCCAACAGCAGUACCUACAGCAGCAGUACCACCAAAUGCAGCAGCAACAACAACAGCAGCAGCAGUACAUCGCCCAGCCCAUGGUCAACGAGUCGAGCAACUUGAGCUCUGCUGGCAGUGUCUCGGAUCGCGAGCCAGAGGCCGGAACUGGAACGCCGCAACGGUGAUUUAGAAUUAUCUGGGAGUUUCAGAAAAUAAUUCACUUUCUAAAUUUUUUAUGUUAAUAGGUCUGCACAGUUUAUCGAAAUUUUGAAGUUUUAAUUUUUUCGAAAAUUUUCACUAAUAAGGAAUUCGGAAACAUUGGAAGAAACAAAUUUCAAGCUUCUGAGAAUCGUUUAAUCGAGUUUUUUGCCUUUUUUGGAAAAUUUCGGAUAACUUAAGAGCCGAUAUAAUGUCUUGCCCUUGUGAAGAACUCUAAAUUUUGAAAUUUUAAGACAGAUUUUCUCAUGAUUUCAGAUUUUUCGAACAAGAAAGUCUUUUUUGGGUCAAUUUCAUCAAAUUUUCUCAAUAUUUGGAAUUUUCCAAAAUUCUAAAGGGAACCAACUUUUGUAUAAUGUGUUUAAAAGCGAUGUUGAAAUAUUUGAACCAGUUACAGUUUUUUUAUAGGACUUUUUAUAAAACAUCACUUAUUGUAAGAAUAAAAUGACUGCGUAGGCGGAUUUCAUGUCACCCCUUUUCAUGUGAUUUUAAUGUAUUUCCAUCAUUUUUUUUUUGUCUUUUUCAUGAUUUUUUCACUGUUCCAGACCGGUGGCGCCACAACAAGCGCCAAAUGAAAAGAAACCGACGGCGAGGAAACGACGACGACUUGUCGAAGACAACGGAGGCAUGGGAACCCCGAAACACGAGAGGAAAAUCACCGAGUUCAUCAAGGUGAUUAUGAGUGGACUAGUAGGGAGCUUAGAGAACGGAAAAUAGGAUCAUCUACUAGUAUUUUUCAGUAUUGGAAGUUUUAUUAACCGAGCAGUAGGAGGUGUCCGGAAAUUAGCUCAAUAAAAAAUUUAUGAAUGAACUUAGGAAAAUUAGGACGAGAUCACUCAUCGAGAAAUGGGAAGAUCUACCAGUAUUUCUCAGUUUUGAACGUUUUGGUGGUAAGGACUGUAGUUCAAUUAGUUUCAGGGAAAGUUAAGGAGUUCUUCAAGAUGAUUAUGAAUAGACUGAAGAAUAGUAGAAAGCUUAGGAAAGUAUCAAGAUCUACUAGUAUUUUUGAGUUGAAAGCGUGUAGAUUUCAUUAACCGUCAUUAUAGUUCAGAGUAGUGUUCGUAUUGUAGUUCAAUAAGUCUCGGGGAAGGUUACGGAGUCCUUCAAGGUGAUUAUGAAUGAACUAGGGAAUAUUAGGAAGCCUAGAGAACAGAAAAUAAGAAGAUCUACCAGCGUUUUUUUAAUUUAAGCGUGUAGAUUUCAUUACCCGUAGUUCAGAGUACUAUGGGGGUUUUUUUUUCGGAUCGUAAAUUUCAAGAAACAUUAGUUGGAUUUGAGUCUAAAGUCGAGAAAAAAAGAAUUAUAUAUAAAGUCCUUAUGUGCUCCUCUGAGAGUUACAGUAUUACUUUAGAAAUAAAGCGAUUUUAAGUGUAGGAAUUUUUCGAAGAUGUCAUCAAAUUCUUUUCGAAAUGAGUCAUUUCUUGUUUGUUUCUGCUGCUUUUUUAUUCGAAUUCCCCAUGACGUGUCUGAGAAAUUGAUUUCAAACUGGAAGUUUUAUGAAAAGUUCAAGGGUUUCUCCCUGGAAAAGAUGGUAGAUGAAGCACUGAAUUUGGAUGUUAACUCGGAAAAGUUGAGGAAUAUAAAAAUAGAAUAAAAAUUUUGGGAGCAGUGUAGAAUUUUGCGAAAACUUUUUGAAGGAUGAAAAUCAGAAAAUGAACUUCUAACGGUAAAAAAUUCCGAAACAUGCGGUUUUUUGGCAGGUUUUGACUGUGGAGUUCAUGAAUAAUCACAAAUUGUCAUGUUUCUCAUCAUUUCCUUUUGUCCAGACCCAAUCAUCGCCGAAACGAUUUUUAACGGCAAACAUGUCGUCCCUAUCAAACGGUGCACCGAAUAAUUAUGGCGAAAUGCAUCCGCCGACUGCCGCCGCUCCCGGCCAACAACAGCAACAGCCACAGUACGGGGAUCUUCAUGCCGUUGGAUCGGUACUGAUUUCUUUUUUUUGUCAAGUAGAAAUGAAGGGAAUUCAACUUUCAUAGGCAAGUAAUGAACUCGAUAAGUCCAGGAGAAAAAGUAGUAUGAAAAAAUCUCUAAGAAUUUUAACCUUUGAUAGGUAGUUUUGACAAUAAUAAAAGCGUUUUUAAGCCUAGGAGUUAGUUUUUUAUUCGGGAAAAAUCGGGUGAAGAUUUUUUUGGCCUUUAUAAAUAGUCUCCUCAUGAUUUUUAGUGAAUUUUAUUAGUUAUUGAUUUUUCUUUUGAAUCAAAAUGGUUUUUUUGAGAUUCUUUAGGUGUCAGAUAAGCUACCGAUUGCUAUUUUUGUGGUUUGGUUUAGAAAAAAAAAUAAUAAUCAAAGUCAUAUCCUUUUGAAGUUUUAGACGUUCUGACGUAGAAAAAAGACCCGGUUUUUGUAUUUUCUUACUUGAAGAGCUUUGCUUCUCAUAGAUUGUAGUUAUUUUGUAGUUUCAGUGCCUGAGAAGUUUCGCAGUUGUAGUGGAGAGAAAAAAAAAAUGAGAAAAGAGAUUAGAUUGAGAAUUUUGAUAGGGCGCCUCAGAAAGUACGGGAUACAAUUUUUUUGUCCUGCAAACAUUUUGAGGUGCAGGUUAUCGAUUAGAAGAAGAAAAAUGAAAUGGUUUUUUCGAAUUUUGAGAGAGAAAGACCGAAUCCAAGAGCUUCUCAUAGAGUUUCUAAAAAGUGUAUUUAAAUGAAAAAAAUUCGGUUUAGAAGUUUUUGAAGGAAAAAAAGUUUCAGUUCAUCUUGAAAAAUUAGAUAAAACGACUUUUUCCCUUUAUUUCUUCAACCAUCAAAGCUAUUGAUUUGGUAGGAAUUUUGAAGAAUUGAAAAAAAUUUUUGCGCUGAAGUCUUUCUUAAUUAAAAAAACCGUUUGAAGUUUCAAAUGAAGCGAGAAUUCGCCUCAAAAAUAAUGACCCAGAAUGGAGAAUUCCUGGGUGUUUUUUAUUUAUUUGUUCUUGUCGCAUUUUUCGUCGUUUUACAGCACUGGGGCGUGACGUCACCAUCACCGUCAGUGAACAGGACGACGCCGACGCCACACACCUAUUCGUCCGACUCCAACAGUAACUCCAACCAAAGUCCUCCGGGCGGCGCUUCGGCCCGAUUCGCCCGCGCCGUCGAUGAGGAAACCCAGACCGAAUCGUCGAUGAGUGUGAGUUUCAGCAAGUAAAUAAAAAGAGGAAGUAUGAUUUUUUUGGCUAUGAAACUGUUGCGGAAAAUGAGCCUUAGAGAAUGAGUUUAUAUUGAGAAUUGGUUUGAAAGAUAAAAAAAAUUAGCCGGAGCUUUCAUGGAGAGGCUGAAAAGGCUGGUGAGAAAAUGAGUCAUCAAAAUUAGGGACUUUUAGAAAAUUAGCCACUGAAAAAUCUAGAAAAUGGCUUCGAGAUUCCUAUUUUUGAUCAGUAGGAGAAUGAUCUAAUGAAGAGUUUUUACAAAAAUGGAAAAAAAUAUAUUAAUUUUUCUUCAGAACUCGACGGUUUCCAACGAAGAAUUGGCAAAACGGGACCGAAUCAUUGACGAUUUCAGAAGGCAACUCGAUGAGGUCCAGGCGAAGGUAUCAUUCUAUUUUCCGAAGAAAAUUAUUCAAGUUCGAAUAAUUUCAGUACGCCAAGGAACGAAGGAAAAAUGAAGCCUCCAAAGAGACGAUAAAAAGAUUAUUGAUCGAUAAGAAUAUCAUUGAGAGGAAGGCUCUUAGAGAGAAGGUAUGAAAAAUGAAAUUUAUUCAAAAGAAAGUAGUUUUUAGACAACUUCGGACACGCCGAGAAUCGGCUGCUUCAAGACCAUGAGACUCGGCGACUCGUUCAGGGAUCAAUGGGUAAAUAUAUUUGAGAUUUUCGGGUUUUUAUGAAGAAAUUUUGGAGCAAAGAUCAAAAAAUACAUUUUUUUUUCAUGAAUUUUAAGUAAUGAAGUUUCGGAAUUUUUAACGAAUUGGUCUGAAAGGUAUUAAAUUUUGGGUUGAAGCAGGAGUUUUUCGUUUAUUUCUCAUAAAGGAGGGUCUUCACGACUCGUUUAGACCUAUAUAUAUGAAGAAAUUUGGUCAUUCUGAUUUUCCUGGUAGAAAUUAGGAUUUUGUAAUUUUUGUGAAUAAAUUUCAAAAAAAACGUCGACAAAACCAGCAGAAAAAGCUAGAGGUCUUGUGCGCUCUAUGGAUAACUUUGAAUUCACUUGGAAUUAAUGACGUCAUGGCGUCCCAUUUUUGUGUCGAGUUCGUCUUGAGCUCUGUUUGUGGAAAGUUAGCCAUGGAGCGCACUUUAGCUUCAAAAAAAAUGUUGCCAGAACUAGCUGAAAAAACAACUAACUAGGGGUCUGGCGCUCUAUGGAUAAUUUUCAAAUCACUUUGAAUUAACUCGGACAUUGGUAACGCGAAACGGACGUGCUCCGGACGUUUCUGAGCGAUUCAACGGAUCACUUAAGAACGUUAAGGCUACUAAAGUGGUCACUAGAAAUGCACCGACACGUCCGUUUCGCGUCCCGUUCGCGUUACCAAGGUCCGAGAAUGUAGGCUUGAAAUUGAGUUUUUGUGUGGAGCCCUGAUCCUGAGAUUUUUCUGUGAAAAGUUAACAAUGGAGCACAUUUUCUAGGUUACCUGGCCUUUUUUUUGUUGGUGAUUAUAUUAUUGAAAAAAAAAUCAUUUUUAACGCAGUUUUGAUCAUUUCAGACCGACGGCUACGCAUUUGAAGAGCUGGAAAAGCGGCAGUUACAAAUUGCGAGUGAAAGAAACGAGAUACAAAAUGCUACGGCGUUGCUCAAGAAGCGCAAGCCGUUGGGAAUCGGGAAAGAAGGAGCGAAAAGGUAGAAUUCCUGAGCGAAAUAGAGAAAAAUUCAUCAUUUUUUCUGUUUCAGAGCAAUGGCCCAGCUGUCGGACUCGUCCGGCAUGCAGCCGUCGACGUCGGCGGCGAAUCCCUCAAGCGACGACGCCAUUUUCAGAAGACCUGAAGAACCCAAGGAGAUCAACUACCAGGAAUAUAUUGAAUUGGUUCGUUUGGGAGUGGAAAAUUUGAACAAAACUCAUCUUUUUCAUGAUAAAAUUGAGUAAGAAUAAGAUUUUUAGUCGAGAAACGUGUCGAAAUUUUUACUUUGUUUUAGAAAUAUGAUCAAAAAAUGAUCAGGACUGUAUAAAAAAAUGGCUAAUUUGAACAUAGGAAAAAAAUAUAAAUCACCCGAAAAUUUGAGAGAAAUAGCUCAUUUUCUUGUAUUUCCGUGAAGAAUUUCAACUAGAAUUUAGUUUUCGGCAUCAAAAAAAUUUCUUCACAACCUGGAAAAAAAUAAUUAUCAGUUUUAUGAUUAGUUAAAUAAUUAGUAAAGUGGUAUUAAUUUCCCAGAUUGAAAUUUAUCAGCAUAAAUGGCUUGAAAUGUCAAUUAAGUGAAAUGAUUGGAUAAUUGGUUGGAAAAGUGCAAAGCACGACUUGUGAACUUCCUUGAUUGUUUCGAAAAACAAAAAAAGAGUAUUUUUUUGUGGGGAAGUUAUUAGAAAAAAACGCUUGGAAAAGGGCUUUCUGAAAAAAAAAAGCUAUUUUUGGGCUCAAAAACGAAUUUUUUUCAGUAAAAUCACGUUUUUUCCUGAUUUUUAAUGUUUUUCUGAUUUUUGAAACUUUGAAAGCUGCGAAAAUAUCCAUUAGAAUGAUUUGAAAUGCCGAUAAAUCGCCUUAAAUCUGAGAUUUGGAGGAGCCAUCUUUCUGGAAAACGCUUUUUUUUUUCAGUUUUUCGUUUAUUUUUCCUCGUGCUCUCCUUUUUUUUGUUGAAGUUUGAGUUAUUUUGAUUGAUUAUUCUAUUUCAAAAAAGUACUGAAAAAAAUGAACACCCAAGGAUAAAAUAACUGUCAAAAUUUGAGUUUUCUCAAUAUCGAUAUUUUCAGGAAGAGAUCUACAAGCUGCGACGUGAGCACCUCAAAAAAGAAGAGCUGGACCUGCAAAUGGAGCGGGAGAAGCUGGAACGGGAGCGUCAACUUCACAUCCGAGAACUGAAACGGAUCGGCAACGAAAUGGCCUCCACCUACAAGGAUCAUUCGCUCUUGAACAAGAGAUACCUGAUGCUCUGCCUGCUCGGAAAAGGAGGAUUUAGGUACACCUUUUGAUCGAUUUUUAGGGAAUUUUGAGGAUUGGAGUUCUGAUUUUCAAAGGAGUAGUAUCAUGAGAAUUGGGGAAAAUUUAGCUUUAGAUUAACUUUCAAAGUCAUGUUUAGACUUGAUAGAAAUUAGAGAUUAGAGCCGAUUUCAAGUAGUUAGACAGUAAAUAUUCUGAAAAGAGGUUUUAAAAUCAGGGUGGGACAUUGGAGAGCUGGAAAUGUGACUUCUGACCUCAAGUAGAUUAUUUUUAUGACCGUCUGGAACCAAAUAAGAUGAUUCUGGAGUCAGGGAGCUUGAUAUUUAUUAAAAAAACAGCUUUAAGAAAGGUUUUUUUGAAUUCUAUGGUUAAGAUAAGGGUAACUCGAAGGAACUCUAAUAGAGCUUUCACUGUUAAAAACUUUGAGCCUAAAAAGUAGGUUGGAUCCCGGUUUUUACAGUUGUUUGAUUGGGCUUUCAAGUAAAUUUUCAAUAAUUUGGUUUUCUUCGGGAUUUUUGAGCCCAAUUUUGGUAAUAUUUGAAUUUACCUGGAGUUCUGGAUAAUUGCCUAACAAGAAGCUUUCAUCUAUCUUUAUCUAUAAUUUUCGAGCUUUCAUCUUUUUUUUCCGCAAUCGGAGCAAUUGGAGAUCAGCUCAAAUCGCCUCUUUUCCUCUCUUUUUUCCACUUUUUCCCGUUCGUUUGCGUUGUUUGCACGACUGAGAGAGGGAUUGGGAAAUGGCUGUUCGAUUGCUGUUCUUUUGGUGGAUGAAAAGAAACUAACUGUUUUUCGAGAGUUUUGCGGGGUUUUUGAUUUAUUUUCUAUCAACUGAAACAAUUUUUGAAGAGGGAAAAUUGAAAAAACUUGGUUUUUUUUUUUGGCUUUGCAAUAACAAAAAAGGAAAAUUGGGAGAAAUUCGACGAAGUUAUAAAAAGUUUAACUAGAAAUCAUAUUUUGAAGUUCAAAAAUCACGAUUUUUCCCACCUUUUUAGCCGAUUUUGAGAGGAAUAUUUAUGGUUUUUAGUUGAUUUUUGAUGAUAUCCCAGUAAAAGGUAGAUUUUUGAACGCUUAAAAAAAUGAGGACUAUAAAAAAGGUGCUUUUUGAUGGAUAUACGUGGGCCGAAGAAUUAAAAACGGCUUAGAAAGAAAAAUUUUAAAUGGUAUUAAAAAUCCAAAAAGAAAAUAUUCCUUCCCCACUUUUUAUGAAGGUAUAUUCCAUUUAUGGACUGGGAAGAAACAUGGAAAUUUCCUAACCAAUCCAUCAACAUUCCACGACUAAUUCGAAAAAAAAAGAAGUGGAACCAGAAAAUUUCAAAGAUCUUCAUAGCGAUAGAUGGUUCUUUGUCGUUGAAAAUCUGAAAAGAAACUUCGAAAAAAAUGAUUUUUUGAACUUCAGAAUGGAGUUAGGGUAACUUGGAAUAGAAAAACCGGUAUCAUUUUUAAAAAAAGAAUAAAUUUCACAUAGGCAAAAAGAGCUUGUAAACAGUUUUCUGGGAAAAAAGACGAUAUACGGUCUUUGUAGGCUAUUUUUACUCUCAGAAACUCUUUUAAGGUUCUUUUGGACUUUAACUCUGAAAGUAACGGUCACAUUCCCACCUUUGUUUGUGGAACUUUACACAGCUCUUUGUUCUUCCCUUUGAGAUUUCUUCUUAAAGUUCCAGACAAAGAAAGAGAUUCCCUAGCUAAUACGAUAACUUUUAAAAAAAAUUCAGAAAAAGAUACAGUGUCAUCUUUUUUUUGAGGCUCUCUUGAACAUGAAAUGAGUGCAAAGUUCUCUUUUUUUAAGAAGAAAAAAUUGUUAUUUUGAUUGGUUUGUUGGUUUCUUUCAGCCUUCUCAUCCAGCUUAGUUUCGUUUGAACCAGAAAAAAAAAUGCGGGAAGGGCCAGAGAAACAGAGUGCCUAUCGAUUUUUAGCAAGCGGUUUUUUUUCUUUUGUGUUGUCUUCGAGGGCAUGAAUUUGCGAUGAGGAGGAUCGUCAUGGGGUGGUUUUAUCGAUUGGACCAGGGACUUGGGAUUUGAAAUUGAAGGAAAUUGAGAGAAAAUAGGAGUUUGGGGCAGGUUUAGAUUCAUAGAUAAGUUAUAAUAAUUUUGAGAGUGAUAAAGAUUUUUGAGAGAUUAAUUGGUUUAAAGAUGUAGGUUGCAUUUACUUGAAGAAAGUUUAGUUGUGUGUCUUUAAAAAAAAUGUCUGUAAAGAGAAUAUACCUAUUUUCCAUCGGUUUUUUUAGAAGAUAAUUUUAUUAUUUACUUGGUUCUAGUCAAUGGAAUUAUUGAUUUAAUUCGAAACAAAGGAAAGUUCUCUUUUUUUCAGUGAGGUCUGGAAGGCGUUCGACAUCGAGGAGAACCGCUACGUCGCCUGCAAGAUCCACCACGUCAACAAGGAUUGGAAAGAGGAGAAAAAAAGGUGAUUUUUUUGGGUAUUUUCAUGAGAAAUUCGAACAGAAAUUAAGAAAAAAAGUUUUAUUAGAUUUAUUUUUUUCAUUUUGAUUCCCAAAAAUUUUCAAGUUCAAAGUUGGCAGGCCCGAAUUUUUUUGAGCUUAAAAGAUGGUAGUCCCAAGUUUUUUAGUUCAAGAAUGGCAGGCCCAAACUUUUUGAGCAAAAAAUAGCAGUCCCAACCUUCAGAAAGGCUGUUCGAAGUUGUGACGAAUUUAUUAUUAGUUUUCAAAUUUUUCAGUCUUUUUUUCUAAAUCUAAGCAUCUAGGCCAACUACGUGAAGCAUGCGAUGCGCGAAAAGGACAUCCACAAAUCGUUGGAUCAUUGCCGGAUCGUCAAGCUCUACGACCUCUUCACCAUCGACAAUCACUCGUUCUGCACUGUUUUGGAGUAUUGUCCCGGCAACGAUCUCGAUUUCUACCUCAAACAGAACAAGCAGAUCAGCGAGAAGGAGGCCAGGAGCAUUAUCAUGCAGGUGAGCAAUAGUUGAUUUAGGGGGUUUCGACAUACCUGGAUAUAACUAAAUUUUUUUCAAUUCCAGGUCGUCUCGGCGUUGGUUUACCUCAACGAAAAGCGUGACCCGAUCAUACACUACGACCUGAAACCGGCCAAUAUCCUGCUGGAGUCUGGCAAUGCGUGUGGCGCUAUUAAGGUGAUUAUUUUGAGCUUUAUCUUAAAGUUUAGGUUUUUCUGUGAUUUUGAAAUGUUCAAGCUGUAUUUUCAUAGGGCUAACCAAUACAGGAAUACUCGAGAUCUAACAAUAUAAUCUUCCAGAUCACCGAUUUCGGCUUGUCGAAGAUCAUGGAAGGUUCCGAAGCCGACCACGACCACGACGGUAUCGAGCUGACGUCACAGUUUGCCGGCACCUAUUGGUACCUGCCGCCGGAGACUUUCGUCGUCCCACCGCCCAAGAUCACCUGCAAAGUUGAUGUCUGGAGCGUCGGAGUGAUCUUCUAUCAGUGUAUCUACGGGAAGAAGGUGAGGGAUAGGAAAUAUGUAUCGAAAAAUAUAGAUAUAAGUGGUGAAAAAUUUUUUCUAGCUCAAAUUUGGAUUGAAUCGAAGUUUGCACAUAGGCAAUGUCGAAAAGGGUUGUGGAAGGACUCUUAGAAAUUUUCCUUUAAGGGCGCCAUUUUAUCGGCUUUUAUGCACCAUUUUUGCUCCUUCUUCCUUUUUCUACCAUUUCUUGGGUCCCAGGAAAAUGGACCUUUUUGCGACCUUUUUUGAGCCUCUCCUUCUUUUUUUUUUCCGAGUAGGGGAAAUGACCGCGGCUUACCGAGAAAAAUCCGUCUUCAUAAAUCUUCCAUUUUAAUGGUCCUGGUUCUGAUACAAUUUUACUGAAAACUGGAAAUUUUCCAUACUUUCAGCACCUUGAAGCUUUCUAGAAUUUCUGAUUCACUUUUUUCAGCCAUUCGGCAAUGAGCUCACGCAGCAGAAGAUCUUGGAGUACAAUACAAUUAUCAACGCGCGUGAGGUCUCAUUCCCGCCAAAGCCACAGGUUUGAAUGAAAAACAAUGAAAAAAUAAACUCCAGGAUUUUUUUUCAGGUCAGCUCCGUGGCCCAGGACUUUAUCCGACGCUGUCUGCAGUACAAGAAGGAAGAUCGGGCCGACGUUUUCGAGCUGGCAAAACAUGAGUUGUUCAGGCCACGUGGCGCUGUGAGUUUUGGAAGGGACUUGGGGAGAACAAUGUUGUGAAAAAAAUUGUUGCGAAAUUUGAAUUAAGAACGAAACUGUUGAAGUAUUGUGCAAAGGCAUAUUUGAAAAAAAACCCAAAUUUUCGCAGUAAACAGAAAAUAAGUUCAAUUCUGAAUUAUCCUUUUUCUAGACCCGCGCCGCGGCCGGCGUCAACUCGCCGAGCAUCCCAAGAAGUCCGUCGAUCAGCAAGGACGACGAGAACCUGUAG
Molecule: messenger RNA, 18527 nt
Organism: Caenorhabditis auriculariae
Lineage: Eukaryota; Metazoa; Nematoda; Chromadorea; Rhabditida; Rhabditidae
Source: the annotation of a GenBank genome assembly